Messenger RNA from Camponotus floridanus (Florida carpenter ant), 1235 nucleotides. It is a transcript of the gene Mt2, whose product is annotated as tRNA (cytosine(38)-C(5))-methyltransferase. Lineage: Eukaryota; Metazoa; Arthropoda; Insecta; Hymenoptera; Formicidae. The transcript is spliced from 2 exons. The coding region runs from base 79 to 1167 and encodes 362 amino acids. Gene Ontology annotation, molecular function: methyltransferase activity. The record is from RefSeq and is a predicted model, not a curated record.
ACAGCUGAAAAGAACAGACCCAUGGGCACGCUUUUCUAUUUACAUUAUGGUUAGAAUAAAUCGCUAUAAACUGUAAACAUGAAAGUAUUGGAACUCUAUAGCGGUAUCGGAGGAAUGCAUUAUGCGCUCCGUGAAAGUGAAAUUACGGCAAAGGUUGUCGCAGCAAUUGAUAUAAAUCCUGUCGCAAACGCAGUAUACCGUGAGAACUUUCCAGAAACUAUUCUUAUGAAUAGAAAUAUCGAGUCUCUUAAUGCACAGGAAUUGAACAAAUUGGGUUUAGAUGCUAUACUUAUGAGUCCUCCGUGUCAACCUUUUACUAGAUUAGGAUUAAAAAAGGAUGCUCUUGAUAACAGAGCUUGUUCUUUGUUACACAUUUUAAACUUGAUACCAGAAUUAAAAAGUUUAAGAUAUAUUUUGCUUGAGAAUGUUAAAGGAUUCGAAGUGUCCGAAAUGAGAGACAAAUUUCUAAAUUGUAUAGAAAGUUGUGGAUAUGUUUACAGAGAAUUAAUAUUAAGCCCGUGUCAGUUUGGUAUACCAAAUAGUAGAAAUAGAUAUUAUUUAUUGGCAAAGAGAAAGAAUUUGAAAUUUUGUUUCAAGCAACCCUUGCUAAAAAAUAGUUUACCAUCUGCAUUAUUAAAGUUACCGCCAAAAAGUAUGCAUGCUAUAUUAGCUGAGAAAAAUGGUAAAAUUAAUACCAAAUCUGGCGGAAUGUGCUAUACGUUGGAUAAUAUUUUGGAAAAUGUUGAAGAAUCCAAAUAUUUAUUGCCCUCAAAAUUAUUACAAAAGAGAGCACAGGUAUUGGAUAUACGAACAUCCAAAAGCAAUGGCUCUUGCUGCUUUACCAAAGGAUACGGUCAUUAUGUAGAAGGUACAGGAUCUGUAUAUUGUCCGUUUGCAGACGAAACAAUUAAAUUAAAGUAUAGUAAAGCUGCUAAUGAAGAGAAUAAUUUAGACCAACAAAUACAGCUCUUAUCUGAUUUGAAACUUAGGUUUUUCUCGCCUAAAGAAGUAUGCAGAUUAAUGUGUUUUCCAGAAGAUUUUAAUUUCCCAAAACAUAUUACAGAUAAACAAAAGUAUAGAUUGCUAGGAAAUUCAAUCAACGUUCAUGUAGUUAGCAGAUUAAUAUUUUUAUUAUAUACUGAAAAUGAAAAUGUACACGACAAUUAAUUAAAUUACAAGUCUUUCACCUUUUAUCCCAACUUGAUAAACUUUUAUAAUAGUAUAUUUAUAAUAAU